Molecule: messenger RNA, 813 nt
Organism: Echinococcus granulosus
Lineage: Eukaryota; Metazoa; Platyhelminthes; Cestoda; Cyclophyllidea; Taeniidae
Exons: 7
Coding region: 1-813 (270 amino acids)
Source: RefSeq, a predicted model, not a curated record
AUGCAAUCAAUGAAAAAGCGGCAGUUGGAUAUUACAUUAUACAAAAAAAUGCAGGCAGUAAUCAAAGAGAAGUUAAGUAAAGAAAAAUCGCUAAGGCAGAAAAACAAAAGCAGAAGGCAACAGAAAAAUCAAAACAAAACCCAUGCAAAUCACCUUCGCCAUUAUUUUUACCUUCUUUAUUAUUUAUCGCAACAACUGUUGUAUCAUUUCGCUUCCAUUAGUAGGGAUGUUGUACAGUUUGAUAAUUAUCUUAUGGAUAACAUUUCUCAUCCAUCUCGUCCAAACGCACGGCUUCAUGAAGAAGCCAUUCCAGCCGCUUCUGAUUUGCAAACACUUUUAACAAAUUCUACAUCCAAGAAGGGGAAAAUGAAUGAGGAACCAUUAUCGAAGGUAUUAGUUUAUUUUAAAGCAUACGCAAAAUGUUAUUUGAACUUAGGGUCAAAGAAUACGGAAGCAUGUUUUGUUUUCGUGUGCAACUUUUUAAUUUUUAUAUUCUGCAAUUGUUUGGUAAAUAAUAAUGUUUUUAAUUUGAAAAAGCCAGGAAUUAAUCGAUUGACUGAAAUGGCAGGGGUGUUACUGUCCCCAAAGCCAGAAUUUAUCCAGAAACAGACCUUUGAAGGUGCCCAAGCAGACAGGCAGAAGGCAAUAUGCAAUAAAAACGAAAAGAAUGGGUGCGGAAAGGGAUGGAUAGUGUUAUCAGCCAAAAAAACAUGUGCAUUUCUGCAAAGCAAAGAAGCGAAAUUCGUAAUUCUGGACGCCUAUUCCUUACAAUUUGUAUGUAAGAAUAUGCGCAAGCAAGUAAAAAGUAUUUGA